CUUAACAGGACAAAAAGCAUUCUGUGUUUGCCACUCUGUUGCUCCAAUCUCUAGAGAGAGAAACCCACACAAGAGCCGUUACUCUCUCUCUCUCUCUCUCUCUCUCUCUGCAUUUCAACGGUACCUAAAGUCUUCGCAUACUUGUGAACAAUAAUAGUUACAAACAACUUGUACAGUAGCUUCACCUUCAUCAAUGGCUACUGGAUUCAUCUUUUCAGCUUCACUCUUCUUCCUCCUUCUUCUUAUAGAUUGUUGCUCUGGGAGUUUCAUUGGUAUCUGCUAUGGAAGAAAUGCUGAUGACCUCCCUACGCCCGACAAAGUAGCACAGUUGGUUCAACUUCAUAAAAUCAAAUAUGUCAGAAUUUAUGAUUCCAAUAUACAAGUCCUGAAGGCCUUUGCAAACACUGGAGUUGAACUUAUGAUUGGUGUUCCAAAUUCAGAUUUGCUCUCAUUGUCUCAAUUCCAAUCUAACGCCGACGCUUGGCUGAAAAAUAGUGUUCUUCCUUACUAUCCAGCCACAAAGAUCACAUACAUAACUGUUGGUGCUGAAGUCACAGAAAGUUCCUAUAAUACCUCUUCUUUGGUAGUUCCUGCAAUGAGCAAUGUACUUACGGCACUCAAGAAACUCGGGCUGCACAAAAAGAUAAAAGUUUCCAGUACUCAUUCCCUUGGUGUUCUGUCUCGUUCAUUCCCACCUUCAGCCGGGGCUUUCAAUAGCAGCCAUGCACAUUUCCUGAAGCCAAUGCUAGAAUUUCUUGCCGAAAAUCAAUCGCCUUUUAUGAUUGAUAUAUAUCCUUAUUAUGCUUACCGAGAUUCCUCGAAUAAAGUGUCUUUAGACUAUGCCCUUUUUCAUGCAUCCUCUGAAGUUAUUGAUCCAAACACUGGUUUGUUGUACACAAACAUGUUUGAUGCUCAGAUUGAUGCUAUUUACUUUGCGCUGAUGGCUCUAAAUUUUCGAACAAUUAAGGUCAUGGUAACCGAAACAGGUUGGCCUUCGAAAGGUUCACCUAAGGAGAAGGCUGCAACUCCUGAUAAUGCACAAACAUAUAAUACUAAUCUCAUUCGGCAUGUUAUCAAUAAUACCGGCACUCCUGCAAAGCCCGGGGAGGAGCUAGAUAUUUAUAUUUUCUCAUUGUUUAAUGAAAAUAGGAAGCCUGGUUUAGAAUCCGAGAGGAACUGGGGAUUAUUUUAUCCAGAUCAGACAAGUGUGUAUAAUCUAGAUUUCACCGGACGAGGUGCCAUUGAUAUGACUACAGCUGCAAACGUAACGCGGUCGAAUAAAACAUCAUGGUGCAUUGCUUCGACCAAAGCCUCUGAAAUCGAUUUGCAGAAUGCUUUGGAUUGGGCCUGUGGUCCUGGAAAUGUGGACUGUAGAGCUAUCCAGCCUAGCCAGCCUUGUUUUGAGCCAGAUAAUUUAGCUUCACAUGCAUCUUUUGCUUUUAAUAGCUAUUAUCAGCAAAAUGGGGCCUCUGAUGUUGCUUGUAGUUUUGGUGGUACAGGUGUAAAAGUUGACAAGGAUCCAAGCUAUGACAAAUGCAUCUAUAUGAGAGAUGGCAAUAAUAUAACUUUGGCAAAUAAUACCACCGCGUUGUCAUCAAAUUCAUCCUCACAGCAGAAAAGAAAUUAUUCUUCAAUUUCUAUGUAUCUUUUUGUAAUAAUUUAUCUCUUCAUUUUAUUGAAUAUUCAACAAUCAUGACAAGCGUGAUUGUUGGAAGUGUAGCAUGAUUUUGCUAUGUGUAGCGUGAUUGUAUGAGAAAAAUAUAUAACUGCAUUAGCUAGAGAAGUGAUAGGAAAAUUGUGUAUUUAAAUUUUGAGGUAUUUGUUAGUAUGAUCCAUCAUUUUAUUAUGUGUUUAUGAAAUUCCACAUAAGGUUGUUGUA
This is a messenger RNA of Cicer arietinum (chickpea), 1879 nucleotides long. Its product is annotated as glucan endo-1,3-beta-glucosidase 13. NCBI's taxonomy places the organism in Eukaryota, Viridiplantae, Streptophyta, Magnoliopsida, Fabales, Fabaceae. The record is from RefSeq and is a predicted model, not a curated record. Gene Ontology annotation, biological process: carbohydrate metabolic process. Gene Ontology annotation, molecular function: hydrolase activity, hydrolyzing O-glycosyl compounds.